CUACAGUAAAGCUGGUGCACAGCAGCAGGUAUUAAGCGUGUUGCAGUGAUGGGAGCGAUGGAGGUUUUUCUCCAGUCAUUCAGCCCAGUUUCAGUUUUGGGGUCUGUGGUUUUAAUCCUCAUUGGGUUUCACUUUUUCCUCUCCAAGUCCAGGCCUCAGGGCCACAGACAGGGACCACCAGGACCAAAACCCCUUCCCAUCAUUGGCAACCUGCUGCAGCUGGAUGUUAAGAGACUUGACCAAGCAUUCCUGAAGCUUUCUAAGACGUAUGGAUCUGUGUUCACUGUCCACAUGGGACCAAAGAAGACAGUGGUCCUCACAGGGUAUAAGACGGUGAAAGAAGCAUUUGUCAGUUAUGCUGAGGAGUUUGGAGAACGGGUAGCAUCCACCGUGACUAAAGAAGCAAACCUGCAUCACGGUAUUGUAUGGGCCAAUGGAGACUCCUGGAAGGAAAUGCGCCGCUUUGCUUUGACCAACCUGAAGGACUUUGGGAUGGGAAAGAGAGUAUGUGAGGAGAAAAUCAUUGAGGAAUGUCACAUCCUCAUCCAGAAGUUAAAGGAGUUUAAAGGUGAAGCUUUUGAUUUGUCCCAACAUAUGAACAAUGCAGUUUGUAAUGUAAUCUGCUCCAUGGUUUAUGGCAAAAGAUUUGAAUAUGAUGAUCUAGAGUUCACUAAUGUUGUAAAUCGAACAACCCAAGGCCUUCAACUGUUGGGCUCACCAGCAAUAAAGCUGUACAACAUGUUCCCAAAGAUUGGCAAGCUGGUGUUUUCAGCCAGAAAGAAAAUGAGCGAUAUAUUUGCUGCCAAUAAACAACAUCAUCUGAUGCUGCUGAACCGUUUGAAAGAGACUCUCAGUCCACAGAUGUGCAGAGGAGUUGCAGAUGCUUUCCUCAUCCGUCAACAGCAACUCAAGGAAUCUGGGAUCACCGACAGUCACUACCACAACGACAACCUGCUGGUGACUAUUAUGAACCUGUUCAGCGCCGGAACUGAAACAACAUCAAGUACACUGAGAUGGGCAUUCCUGUUUAUGGCCAAAUAUCCAAAAAUACAAGACCAGGUCCGGCAGGAGCUGAGGAAUGUGAUCGGAAGUCGCCAGGUUCAGGUUGAGGACAGACAGAACCUGCCUUUUACAGACGCCGUCAUCCACGAGAUACAGAGAAUGGCCAACAUUCUUCCUCUGGCUAUUUCUCACAGAACUAGCCAAGACAUCACGUUUCAUGGUUAUUUUAUUGAGAAGGGAACUCCAGUAAUUGCUGUUUUAACGUCCGUCCUGCAAGAUGAGAGCGAAUGGGAGAAACCGAACGUCUUUUAUCCAGGCAACUUCCUCAGCAAAGAUGGGAAGUUCCUCAAGCGAGACGCCUUCCUGCCUUUUUCAGCAGGUCGCAGGGUUUGCCUUGGAGAGAGUCUGGCCAGAAUGGAGCUUUUCAUCUUCUUCGCCACGCUCCUGCAGCACUUCCGAUUUUCUCCUCCACCUGGAGUUACAGAGGAAGAACUCGAUCUAACUCCACGAGUUGGUGGUACUCUGAACCCUCAACCUCACACGCUCUGUGUUAUCCCUUUAAAUUAAGGAGGAGCCUACAGUAUAUGUGAAAAAAAUGGUACUUUAUACCUAACAGAAAUCAAAGUAAAUGUCCUAAAAUAGAGAAAAAUUGUUUUUAAUGUGAAAUCUUUACUCCACAAAUAUCCACCAUCAAUCACCAUCACCAUGUAUUCAGAUGUUUUGUAUCUUCAUCAAGUCAAAGUCAUUACUUGUGGACAAGCUAAGCUAACUUUCAAUGACAUUUUGUGCUGUGAAAUGAAUGAUGGUUAUGCUGGACCUCCAGCCUUGUACGAGUCAAACUGCAGGAGUUUCAUGUAUAACUGCUGAAUCAACAAUCCACUGCAUUUAAAACAAUUUGAUUCCAUCAGUAGGAAGAGGAGGAGUUUCAGGAAAGAAAGUCUGUGAUGGAAAACUUAAAACUCUGGAGCCAAGACAAACACACCCUCGCUGUAGCAUCGCUGCAUCAGGACAGGAUCUGUCUUUCACUCGUUGUUCGUUUGGGCGACAUCAGCAAAACCUGAAACCUAAAAAUCGAUUCUACAAAAGGUCAUGGAUAUUCAAUUCAGUCAAAUUAUAGAGCAUUGCUUCAUCAAAAUAAAGUUGUGUCUUUGCGCUGUGAAAUAAUACCUGGAAUGCAUACAAAGUGUCAAUUAGUGUAAAUUAAUCUUCAUUCAUUUAGAGCUUAGUACAAUCCCUGGUCUUUACAUAUUCAUACAAAUUACUAUAGAUCUUUCUAUGGGUUAUUUCAUCUUUUAUUCCUUAAAUCUGUGUUAGGUAAAACUAAUUAACACUCUCCAAAUGUAUUUGUCUGAACAGACGGUUACUUGAUUUUGUGUGUUUAUAGUAAAAUUCAAAACAAAAAGGUUAAUAAAAAUGUUUUAUGUUCUACAAAGUAAAUUGAAGAAUGUCUGUUAAUGUAGUUAAAAUCUUUACAUUUCAGAGAAGAGGACAUCUUUCCCAAUCUGUUUUUCAUUCAGUCCUGCCAAGAAUAACUUACUUCUCCUCCUAUAUUUAACCUAGGCAAAGUUGUUCUUUCAGGUCCAGUAGCUCAAACAUUAGUGAGAGAAUCUGUUUGCAUAAGAGCUUUACUAAGAAAUGAUGAAAUGCCUAAGAUGUACAGUACAUACCUAUUAAAAUUUAACAUUGAGUAAUA
This is a messenger RNA of Xiphophorus hellerii (green swordtail), 2695 nucleotides long. RefSeq names its product cytochrome P450 2K1-like. Gene Ontology annotation, cellular component: cytoplasm; intracellular membrane-bounded organelle. Gene Ontology annotation, molecular function: heme binding; iron ion binding; oxidoreductase activity, acting on paired donors, with incorporation or reduction of molecular oxygen, reduced flavin or flavoprotein as one donor, and incorporation of one atom of oxygen. The record is from RefSeq and is a predicted model, not a curated record. Lineage: Eukaryota; Metazoa; Chordata; Actinopteri; Cyprinodontiformes; Poeciliidae. Bases 49 to 1569 code for a protein of 506 amino acids. The transcript has 9 exons. Gene Ontology annotation, biological process: xenobiotic metabolic process.